This is a messenger RNA of Malaclemys terrapin pileata, 6246 nucleotides long. It is a transcript of the gene OSBP2, whose product is annotated as oxysterol binding protein 2. Gene Ontology annotation, cellular component: membrane; cytosol; intracellular membrane-bounded organelle. NCBI's taxonomy places the organism in Eukaryota, Metazoa, Chordata, Testudines, Emydidae. The record is from RefSeq and is a predicted model, not a curated record. Gene Ontology annotation, molecular function: cholesterol binding. Bases 1 to 2424 code for a protein of 807 amino acids. The transcript has 14 exons.
AUGGGGAAGGCGGCCGCGCUGUGCAGCGGCGGCACCCGCGGGCUGGUCUCCAUCCUCAGCGCCGUCCCGUGCCUGGCCUGCAAGAACCCGCCGGGCCCCGCCGCGCCAGCCAUGAGCGGGGGCAGCGAGCCGGGCCAGGCGGGCAGGGGCGGCGGGGGCGGGCUGGGGGUCCCGGCCGCCCCCGCCGGGCCCGGCUCCGACACCUACAAGGGCUGGCUCUUCAAAUGGACCAACUACCUGAAGGGCUACCAGCGCCGCUGGUUCGUGCUCAGCAACGGGCUGCUCAGCUACUACAGGACACAGGCUGAAAUGGCUCACACCUGUCGCGGAACCAUCAACCUGUCAACAGCGCACAUCGAUACGGAGGACUCCUGUAACAUCGUACUCUCCAGUGGGGGAAGGACAUACCAUCUAAAGGCAAGCUGCGAAGUGGAGAGGCAACGAUGGGUCACUGCUUUGGAGCUGGCCAAAGCAAAAGCUAUCCGUAUGAGGAACAGCCAGUCAGAUGACUCGGGUGAUGAGGAACCAGCCUCGCAGUCUGACAAGAGCGAGCUGCACAGCACUCUGAAAAGCCUCGCCAGUAAGCUGGAGGAUCUAAGCACGUGCAAUGACCUUAUUGCCAAGCACGGGGCAGCUCUCCAGAGGUCCCUGAGUGAGCUGGAGAACCUGAAGCUGCCUGCCGAGAGCGGGGAGAAGAUCAAAGCCGUCAAUGAGCGAGCCACCCUCUUCCGGAUCACCUCCAAUGCUAUGAUCAAUGCUUGCCGCGACUUCCUGGAGUUAGCCGAGAGCCACAGUCGGAAAUGGCAGCGGGCGCUACAGUAUGAGCGGGAGCAGAGGAUCCGCCUGGAGGAGACCAUUGAGCAGUUAGCCAAACAGCACAACAGCUUGGAACGGGCCUGCCGGGGAGCCCCCGGCCUGUCCUCGAGCGCCACCGCAGUCAGCAGCACUUCCAAGGGGAGUGUGCAGCCUGCCAAAGGGGAAGCCAGUGAUGAAGAUGAGGAGACAGAAUAUUUUGAUGCCAUGGAGGAUGCACCAGCUUUUAUCACAGUAACCGCAGACCCCAAACAUCACAGGCGUUCUGGCAGUAACCUGAGUGGGGCCAACGAGGGGCACCCUGAGGACUGGAACCUGGAGGACAAUGUCUUUGAGAGCGCAAAUCAAACUGGCUACAAUGAAUCAACGUGCAAAGACGUCCUGCCGAAGAAGAGGAGACGAACACGCAUUCCAGACAAACCCAACUACAGCCUUAACCUCUGGAGCAUAAUGAAAAACUGCAUUGGCAAAGAACUGUCCAAGAUCCCUAUGCCUGUAAACUUCAACGAGCCGCUUUCCAUGCUGCAGAGGCUGACCGAGGACCUGGAAUACCACGAGCUGCUGGACAAAGCCGUGAAGUGCGAGAGCUCCACAGAGCAGAUGUGUUUCGUUGCUGCAUUUUCAGUGUCUUCCUACUCAACGACUGUGCACCGCACUGCAAAGCCGUUCAACCCCCUGCUGGGGGAAACCUACGAACUCGACCGGCUAGAUGAGCUUGGCUUCCGAUCGCUCUGCGAGCAGGUGAGCCAUCACCCACCAGCUGCGGCCCAUCAUGUGUAUUCCAAGCAAGGCUGGACUCUGUGGCAGGAAAUCACAAUUGCCAGCAAGUUCAGGGGCAAAUACCUCUCUAUCAUGCCACUGGGUGCCAUCCAUCUAGAAUUUCACUCCAGCGGGAACCACUACGUCUGGAGGAAGGUCACCUCCACCGUUCACAACAUCAUUGUGGGCAAGCUCUGGAUCGACCAGUCUGGUGACAUAGAGAUUGUGAACCACAAGUCAAAAGAUAAAUGCCAGCUGAAAUUUACACCCUACAGCUAUUUCUCCAGAGAUGUCCCCCGAAAGGUGACGGGCGUGGUGAUGGACGCUGAUGGGAAGGCGCAUUACGUCAUGUCUGGCACGUGGGACGAAAAUAUGGAGUGCUCCAAGAUCGUGCAAAGCAGCCGUGGCAGCACCAGCUCGGAGGGCAAGCAAAAGACCGUCUACCAGACGCUGGCCCCAAAGGUCCUGUGGAAGAAAUAUCCUCUCCAGGAGAAUGCCGAGAACAUGUAUUUCUUCUCUGACCUGGCCCUGACCCUGAACGAGCCUGAGGAAGGAGUGGCCCCCACAGACAGCAGGCUGAGGCCUGACCAGCGGCUCAUGGAGAAUGGCAAGUGGGAUGAGGCCAACGUGGAGAAGCAGAGGCUGGAGGAGAAGCAAAGGGCCGUCCGUCGCAGGCGGGAGGCAGAAGCCGUGGAGGCCUUGGAGGAAGGCAAAGACUACGAAGGCUACAUCCCGCUGUGGUUUGAGAGGAAGGUGGAUCCCCUGACAGGGGAGCUGAUCUGUGUUUACAAGGGUGGAUACUGGGAAGCCAAGGAGAAACAGGACUGGGAUCUGUGCCCUGAUAUCUUCUGAGCUGCUCCUCCCGCACCAGGCUGGCAGGCCACGGGAUAGAAGGAGGAGGAGCACCUGGGAUGCAUUGGGCAGCGUCCUCUCUUUAUGUCACAGCGCACAGAAACACACACAGAGUAAAUAAAUACAGAAAUUUAAAAGAAAAUAAAUCAAAACAGGGAUUCCAAACCUAUUUUUUUAUGCACUAAUAAAAUAGCAUUCAGUGUUUUUUUAAAAGGUGGCGUUUUUUUAGCUACUAAUUAGGAACAAAGACAUGUUGACUCUGGUUCCUUUUUAGCCUAGCAUAUUUAUUGCUGUCAGAAGUUGCUGCCUAUAUUUUUCGAAGCCUCAGCUUUAUUAACUGAGACGACUUCCAAAGAUGCACGCGUUGCGGGGAUACGAUGCACAGUCCUUGGAGCUCUUCCUUUUGACGUUUUUCCCCAUUUGUGUAUGGACUUCAUUUUUAAAAAAUCUGCUUCUAGUUCAGGUUCCUUUUUACAGACAAAAGCAACUCUCUGAUCCCAUUCAUCUCCGAAACUCUAGGGAGAAGAUGACUUUUCUAGGGACGGUAGAUUAGGUGCUUAUUCCUAGGUUCUUUCCAUCGUUCCCAGCAGUGCCCGAUGCUCCCACAGCUAUGAAUUAGGUUAUUUCUGAAGGAAUUUAGGUGACAUUUUGGCGGAUUGUUUGAGUGGAUUUUUCCAAUCUGCAAUAUUGAGUUGAUAUUUUUUAGACCCGUCUCUAACAAGAUGCUUUUUUGGAUCAUGUUCGUUUGGGUUUUUCCCUGCAAUUCUGUCUUAAUGGGAAACAGUUCCUUACAGAGAGCAGACAAGAGGCGAUCUGCCUAGGGAGACUUUUUAAACUUGCCCUCAGUCAGAGUAGAGUCAGCCUUCGUGGACUAGAGCCAAGACCCUUACUCAGCAGUUCAUAGAUACCAUCAGUGCUUAUCGGGAUCCAUACCCCACCCCAGCCCAGCACCUCGAGGCUCCUUCCCCCUCCAUGUCUCGCAGUAGCAGUUGAUGUUCCCAGCUCUCUACGCCUUCUUGCAACACUUUCCAGGCAGGGUUCAGGCUCUGAGCUGCCCUUCGGACACCAGGCACAAAGGUUGAUGCCACCAGUAACUGUUGCAUGGAUGGUUCCCAUCAUAUUGCAGUGUCAGUCCCCGUAAGGGACAGCUGGAGGUGCAGGGAACAGUGACGUUCAUUUAGGCAAAGCAGUAGCGUGGUUCAUGGCGAGCUCGGUGUGAGAGCCCGGAAGUGUAGUGGGAGGCUCUUGAACAAGCAGAAGGCUCCCCUACCCCUUUCCUUUCCCCCAUUCCCUGGGGCUUCCUGCCAUUUCCACCCCAUCCUCCUCCUAUCUCCGUGGGGUUCUUUCUCUUGCGCCCACCUCCAGUCUGGGGCUAGGGAGCGGAGCCUGGGGGGCUCAGCGGAGGAGCAGGAGGAGAGACGUAGUUAUGUGGGAUACAGCAAGAGGGGGGAGAUGGCUGGCGGGAUGCCCCCAGCUCCAGCACAAGGACCCGAGUGAGGCUGGCUUUGACUGGAGCUCUGUGUUGUGACUGGCUACAAGUCGCUGGAGCACAGGCACAUGUGACUCGUGGAUCCCAGUUCCCACUCCCUUGAUGCCAGAUCCAAGAUCCCCAAAUGCAGCUGGAGGGGUGCAGGAUUCCAGCGUGACCCCCGUGACUAUAAUGGGUUGCUCCAGAGCCUGGCUCUGAGCACCAACCCCCAAACACCCAUUAAAUCAUCCUGCAGUCCGAGGGGAGAGAUGCCCAGGAGCUCUGCACACAGACCCCCCCUCUGGCCCCUGGGCAGUGUCCCACCUCUGGCAUGACUGAGCCAAGCUGCUGAGCUCUGUCACAGGUGCCACGGGAAAAGCCCAGAGACUUUUGGGCAGAAGGGUGAGGGCAGCUGUUCCUGCACUGCAGAGGGUGCUUGGGGCUCGCACAGCUGCUGGGAAUGGGGCACAACAUUGCAAUGGCCCAGUAGAAAGCUGAGCCCACUGUGGGCCACUGGACCCAGUCUGCCCUAGGGCCCUCCCUUGGUUCCCUGCAGGAAGGUGGCAGACAAUGGUUUGCUUUCAUGGCUGUGUGCAGGCACCAGUCCUGGAUUGUCACUCACUGCUCCAGCUCACGUGCUUAGCCUAGCGGCCCCCUGUGCUGCAGGGCUUAUUGAGAUCCAGGCAGUGCUGCAGGCACUCCCCUCCCGCCCACCACAAGGCUGGACGAGCAGCAGGCUACCCUAGAACAGGGCCCAUCCCUAGACUGUCGCUGCUGACUGGCAGCCAGAGAAACCGCUCUUCUGGGUGAUCCGUCACAUCCCUUGCCUGAUGCUAAAAUCCCUCCCUGGGCAGCGGGCGGCCGUGAACCCAACAGGCUUUGGCACAUGGACUCACUCCCUUCCAGGCCCCUGGCUCUGGACCGCCCCCCAUUGCAACAAUCCCCUUCCAUAGGGCUCCUGCUGGUGUCAUUAUUAAGAAUGUCCCAUCACUGAACAUCUGCUGAGCCCUCACGGCAAACAUUACGGCAAAUACUGGGCCACAUGCACCCCUUAGGCUGUGAUGCCAGUGGAACUAGUGUCUGUCCUGAAACAGCUCAGCUCCUAGAUCUCCUGCUUUCUGUACCUCCCUUUCCACCCCCAGUCGUGUGGGGACAGAGGCCCGUGCACUUCUGCUGCUUCCUCCCCACCAGAGCAGUCUCCUUGCUGGGAUACUGAGUGCUCCGGAGAUGCCCGGAAAGGAUGAGCAAGCCCUGCAGGUGAUAAAUGAGCAGCAAGGGAAGGUGACUCGCUCACACAUCCUGCUCUGGUAUAUACGUGUCUGGUGACUGAACUGCAGGGUACCCCGGGAGAGCUCUGUCUGCGCUGGCGUUUGGGAAUGGGAGUCCGGAUCUGUGCACUGAUGAGACCUGCCGAGUAUCCUGGGCUUGAGAAGGAGCCGCGUGUGAGCUCAGGAGGGCUAGAGGCAGGGUUCUGCCUUGUGUGCUUUCAUUUCUGAUGUCUUCUGCUCUGGCUUUCCACCAUGUCACACCAACCACUCUGCUCGUGUGGCUCAAAGGCCAAGCUGGGGCAGCUGGGGCCAGCCCCCAUCCACGGGGGAAGAAAAUUAGCAAUAAUGAACUUCAAGGCACUGGUAACUGGAAAACCCAGACUGCACAAGGGACUCGUAUGCAAUCAGGUUCCGAAGACCAUCAGUCUCCUGGCCAGCCCUCUUCUCAUCCAGCACCCACAGACUGACUUACAACACAUGUAUGUAUACAGUAUAUAUACAACUUGUACAAUGUAACAUUAGUGAUUGGCUAUCAGUGUGGUAACACAGCUGAUUUCCGUGUACCCUUUAAUCUUUUAUUUGCUUCUAAUUUAUAUAUAAAUAUAUAUAAAAUUAUUUUGCUUAAAUUUAUAUGGUACAUAAUAGAUGAAAAAUAAUGAAGACAGAUAUGGCUGUCUGAGGUUUUGUAGUACAACCUGUAUGGUAUAUUUCAGCUUAUCUUUCAGGUAGGCUUGUUCUAAAAUGAGCAGGGAGAGAGAGGUUUAAGGUAUUUGCUUAAUUAGCUAAGUAACAAUUGCUCCAAAGCCAAAUGCUUUCACAUUCAAAAGGUGUUAAUUAGAAAAGAUCAUUCCCUUUUAGCAAACCAGGUGUUUCAGCUUUCUAAGGCCUGGGCUACACUACAGAGUUAGGUCGACAUAAGGCAGCUUCCAUCAACCGAACUCUGUGAGCGACUACACUAAAAUAUAGCCCCCAUCGAUGUAACUCGCCCAUUACACCGACUUAAUAACUCCACCGCUAUGAGCAGGGCCGGAUUAACUUUUUGUGGGCCUGGCGCCAAACGUAUUUGUGCCCCCCCCCCCCCCCCCC